This is a messenger RNA of Talaromyces marneffei, 495 nucleotides long. RefSeq lists its product as uncharacterized. Gene Ontology annotation, biological process: mitotic sister chromatid cohesion. The coding region runs from base 1 to 495 and encodes 164 amino acids. NCBI's taxonomy places the organism in Eukaryota, Fungi, Ascomycota, Eurotiomycetes, Eurotiales, Trichocomaceae. The transcript has a single exon. The record is from RefSeq and is a predicted model, not a curated record. Gene Ontology annotation, cellular component: Ctf18 RFC-like complex.
AUGCCUUCAAUCACACUCCACCCUCCCAGCAAGUCCACCACCCUUAACCCAAACACCUACAACAACCCCCUCCCCGCACUCCUCCAAACACCAUCCGGUCUCGCUAUCCUUGAACUCCAAGGCACAAUCAACUUCCCAGCCACAACCGACGACGACGAUGACAGCGACAUGAACACACACGAAGAAUUUCAAGCAGAAGGUGCAAAAACGAAAAUAAUCGAAACAGAACUCGGCAAAAUCAUGUUCCCGGAUUAUUCUGACCUCAUCGAUCCGGAGAGCACUAAGUGGAUGAAGCGUGUUUAUUUGUAUGCCGGACGGUAUCAGCGUAUGACGGGUGAAGUGAAGAAGUUGGCGAAGCCGUUGGCUGUUAUACAGCGACGAGAACGGAGUACGACUGAGAAUGGGAAUGGUGAGCAGGACGAGCUUGAGAUUGUGGAGAUUAUCAAGUAUAAGAUUAUCUUUGCAUCGAGGCCGGAACCCGUGGGAACGGCGUGA